CAUCAGCGGCAUCCCUGUUUCUAAUCAAUCAACCUGACUUCGGAGCUUCAACACGGCAACCACUUUCCAUCACAUACCCCUUCUCGACUCCUAUCAUGAGAUUGCAAAAGUUUGUAUCUCGAUAGUACCGAGAUACUGGUACGGUUCCCUUUUGAGUCACCGUAACAGUGACACCGCGCGUGCCUGAAGUCACACCUGCAGCACGCCGGAGGCUGAGACGACCGGUGGCUUGCACAGCAUGAAGGCUGAGGACUAUAUCAAUUGGCUGCCAAGACUGCACCUUCCCAUGAAAUGUAACGGCCCAUAGAGUUCGUCCCGGUGAAGAGUCAUCAGGCCUCUACAUAUUGCUAUAUAUUACUCCCUUUUCAUCACUAAUUCUCAGCUAUUCUCUCACGACUUUGAUGAUCAGAGAACCCGCAGCUAUGGCCUCAACAAUACCUCAAGUUGAGACAGAUGAGCCCAUCUACUUCUGGCGCGAACACAGCUCACCCCACGGCUACAUGUCCCAAUGGUACCACUCCCCCUUCACCUGUCCCUCCACAACCACAACCUACAAAACGGCCGAACAAUACAUGAUGCACCGCAAAGCGCUGCUCUUCUCGGACCCCACCAUCGCUGCUCAAAUCCUGACAACCACUUCCCCCAAAGCCCAGAAAGCGCUGGGACGGAAAGUAAAGAAUUUUGAGCAGAAGGUGUGGGAAGAGGAACGGGAACGCAUUGUGGAGGAGGGGACGUGGUUGAAGUUUCGGUAUGGGGUGGAUAGGGGGGAAUUGGAGGGCGAGGGGGUUAGUUUGAGGGAGAGGUUGGUGGGGACGGGGGAGAGGGAGUUGGUGGAGGCGAGUCCGAUGGAUAGGAUUUGGGGGAUUGGGUUUACGGAGAAGAGGGCGGGUGAGAUGAGAGAUAAGUGGGGGAUGAAUCUUCUGGGCAAGGCGUUGAUGAAGGUUAGGGAGAGAUUGAGGGCUGAGGAAGUGGGGGAUGGAGAAGAGGAUGUUAAGAAGGAUGGCGAGAAAGAGGUGGAAAAGGCUCCCGAGUUUCGGGCUGGGAAGGAUAACGAAGUAAAGGAAAAUGAUCAUCAUGGUCAAGAUGAAGAAGAGAGACCGAAAAAGAGAACAAGGAGUGGCAAAGUCUGAGUGAUGAGGGCUCGUUCGACAAGUUUCUCUAUCAUACUAACUGUUGAUGGUGUCACAUAGAUUGAUCACAUUCAAGAAUGCUAUUGAUGAUUGUCUUGUAUUGGUCUAUUAAAUCCUAAUAACAAGCAAUCGUGCCAUCAACUGAUGACUAUUCUUCCGCUGAAUAUCUCAAGAGAGUAAUCUCAACUUGCUCGAGA
Messenger RNA from Mollisia scopiformis, 1327 nucleotides. RefSeq names its product DUF1768-domain-containing protein. The record is from RefSeq and is a predicted model, not a curated record. The coding region runs from base 402 to 1130 and encodes 242 amino acids. The transcript has a single exon. NCBI's taxonomy places the organism in Eukaryota, Fungi, Ascomycota, Leotiomycetes, Helotiales, Mollisiaceae.